Molecule: messenger RNA, 832 nt
Organism: Mucor mucedo
Lineage: Eukaryota; Fungi; Mucoromycota; Mucoromycetes; Mucorales; Mucoraceae
Product: nucleotide-diphospho-sugar transferase
Exons: 4
Coding region: 100-795 (231 amino acids)
Biological process (GO): protein N-linked glycosylation; cell wall mannoprotein biosynthetic process; protein O-linked glycosylation
Cellular component (GO): membrane; Golgi apparatus
Molecular function (GO): alpha-1,2-mannosyltransferase activity
Source: RefSeq, a predicted model, not a curated record
CGUUAUUUCCGCUCUAAUUUGUUUGCGAUAUUUUUCAAUUUUUGAUCGCUGAUUUAUUUUAGGGUGAUUGUGUACGGCGGUAGUGAAAGUUAUAGACAUAUGUGUCGUUAUCAAUCUGGCUUCUUUAUGCUGCAUCCACUAUUAGAUAACCUUGAUUAUUAUUGGCGAGUAGAACCCGGAGUGAAAUUUUCUUGUGAAAUGGAUUAUGAUCCUUUUAGAGUGAUGCAAGAAAGAGAUCUUAAAUAUGGCUUUACAAUUGCACUGAGAGAAUACCGGGCUACUAUACCUUCUUUGUGGAAAAACACGAUUGAUUUUGCUAAAAGUCACCCACAAUAUAUCUAUCCUCGCACACGACCCGAUAGCUUACUGGGACUUGUGAGUGAUGAUAAUGGAUGGUCCUAUAAUCUUUGCCAUUUCUGGAGUAACUUUGAGAUUGCAUCAGUGAAAUUUAUGCGAUCAGAAGGAUAUCAAUCGUAUUUCAAAUACCUUGAUAAAGCAGGAGGCUUUUUUUAUGAAAGAUGGGGAGAUGCGCCCGUGCAUUCGAUUGCUGUUGCAUUGAUGCUGAAGCGAAGUGACGUGCACUGGUUUUAUGACAUUGGGUACAAACAUGAUUUCUUUGAACACUGUCCCACCGAAGAGAAAUGGCUUGUCAAUAGUAAAUGUUAUUGUGAUCCAGAUACCUCGUUUGAUUUUAAUGCUGGUUCGUGCACGCCCUUAUUCUUGGACGUAAUGAACAGAACAGCCUCUAGUUUUAUCAUUACUCGUCCAGAUGAAGAAGAAAGUCCAUUCUUAUAAAAAAAAUCAAUUUAUUAAACAUUAAACCUCAUUCCCC